GACUACAAGACAGUGUAUGUGAACUGUUCUGUUUAUGGAGAGUCUCCAUUUGAAGUCUCAUGGUUGUAUAGUACUGAUGAGAUAUCUAAUAGAUCCAGUGACUACACUAUCAUCAGUGGUAGUAAAGUGUCUAAUAUUGUGUACAAUCCUAACUCUGAUGAUGAAGGAUAUGUGUGGUGGAACAGUUCUCUUCUUUUGAAUCCUAUUAAUAACUCAACAGUUGGAUAUUACUACUGUAGAGUCAACACCUCAUUUGGUCUAAACUAUUCAAAACCAGUUUACAUCAGGAGCACUUCUACACCAAUGUUGAUUUCAAAUAAUACAAGUUUAUAUAAAAAGAGAUAUUACUUAGUGAAUGGUAGUUGUGUUGUACAAAGUUUCCCUCAACCAAAUAUACUUGUUGCAUUUCAAACCUUAUUUUCAUCAGGAUCAAGUACUAGAGUGUAUCAGAACUAUGAAACUGCUAACAUCUCUCACAAUCAUUAUGUUAGUAGUCAUCCUUUCCUCUACGUUAAUAAAGAAGGUGAUGACAUCAUACGUGUAAACUGGUCAAUUCCAUUCAGCCAUAUGUUCUCAAUGCAACUAAUAGCCAUCAGUUACAACUCUACCUCCAAUGUAUCUGAAUAUCACAAGCUAUACACUCACACUGGUCAUACAUAUGCCCACAUUUUACAGUUGUCUGAAGCUGAUGAGAUAGUGACUUUAUCAUGUAUCUGUGCAGAAUGUGAUGAUAUUCAAUGGAGACGAAACAAUAAGUAUAUACUUAAGACAAGCUACGGUGUUGCUAGCAUUACAAAAGAGUUGUGGCCAUACUAUACCAUCAAUUUGAAACACAGCACAUACUCAAUUUCUUAUAAUGACCUCAACAGAUAUGCUUGCAGUUCAGUCAGUAAUCAAGAUGACAUUUUUGAUUACAGUUUUUCUGUCGUUCAGAGUCCAUUUGCUGUAAUUACAAAAAAUCCCAUAAGUACAACAAAAACUCCAGGAGAGGUCUUAACUCUUGAUUUGUCAGCUCAAAGUCUUCAUACAAUGACUGCAAAAUGGGAGACAUCAAAAUACAUUGAAGGGGGAUGGAAUGAGUCUUAUACUAAUAGUCUGGAAGGGUAUUUGUUUGUCCUAGACAGCAAUGUCAGUUUUAAAAUCUCCAUUACAGCACGAAGCUCAUUUGUUGUGAGCUGUACAGUAAAAACACACUUCUUUAUUCAGCUCUUGGCAGACAUUCCUGCAAGUUAUAAUCUCUAUGAUAGAGGAACACUCUUUCAACAAAGCCCACAAACACUGUCUUCCUACAGUACUGCUGAUAUUGAGAUACAGUUUCCAUCUUCUGUUCAUUCUAACAUUACACAAUUGAUUGUGAAUGAAACUGAUAGGAUACAUCUGUGGUGCUAUGUAAGUGGUGUUCCUCAACCAUUAAUAACAUGGUACCACAGAAAUAAACGGCUGAUCAAUAGCAAUAUUUUGACACAAACUAAAUUCCAGAUGGAAUUAAUAAUCAUAAAUUCAAAUCGAGAGAGGGACGAAGGAACUUACACAUGUCAAGCCAAAAACAAUGUUACUAAUCUGAUUAAUGCCACAGACUCUCACAAUAUAACAGUCCACAUACAGG
Amphimedon queenslandica is the source of this 1606-nucleotide messenger RNA. RefSeq lists its product as uncharacterized. Gene Ontology annotation, biological process: cell-cell adhesion. The annotation marks the transcript as partial. Gene Ontology annotation, cellular component: cell-cell junction; plasma membrane. The record is from RefSeq and is a predicted model, not a curated record. The transcript has 5 exons. NCBI's taxonomy places the organism in Eukaryota, Metazoa, Porifera, Demospongiae, Haplosclerida, Niphatidae. Gene Ontology annotation, molecular function: cell adhesion molecule binding.